AUGCCCUAUGAGCCCCUUCCUUCACUCUUCCCCGGCACUCUUGAGGAGGAGGUGGAGGAGGAGGACGUGGUCGCAACUCCUGCUAUGCCCUAUGUCCCUACCUCAGUCCCCACCCCACCUCCUCCUACUGUGUACCCUCGUGUGGUUCCUCCUACCCCUCCUCCUCCUAUUAUUCCCUCUCCCCUUCCACUCUCCAUCCCUCUUGCCCCUGCUCCAUCCUCCUCUUCAUCUCCACGGGCCGCCCGACGAGAGCAGCAUGGAUGGAGUGCAGCAGAGUGGGGGGAAGGAGAUUGGGGAGCAGCAAAUAGGGGAGCAGCAGAUAGGGGAGCAGCAGAUUGGGGAGUAGCAGAUAGGGGAGGAGCAGAUUGGGGACCAGCAGAUGGUGGACCAGCAGCCAGGGGAGCAGCAGACAGGGGAGCCGCAGACGGGGGAGCAGGAGAUGUGGGGAAUCAGAGAUGGUGGUCAUGUGGUGGCUUCUGGGACGAUCACUGCACUGCUGCGUCGCUCCACUCGCAUCACUCGUGGUGUCCCGCAUGUUCGCUAUGCUUGGGCUGUAGUGGUUGA
Molecule: messenger RNA, 564 nt
Organism: Closterium sp. NIES-65
Lineage: Eukaryota; Viridiplantae; Streptophyta; Zygnematophyceae; Desmidiales; Closteriaceae
Source: the annotation of a GenBank genome assembly